This is a messenger RNA of Meloidogyne enterolobii, 275 nucleotides long. The record is from the annotation of a GenBank genome assembly. Lineage: Eukaryota; Metazoa; Nematoda; Chromadorea; Rhabditida; Meloidogynidae.
UUCUGGCUAGCUCGGCCCUCUACUUCGGUAUGGAAUCCCUCUCCUCAUUUAUUCAAGAACACCCAGAAUCAUCGGCAGCCAUAUUCUCCCUUUUAGGCUGUUUUGUUUCCUUAUUUAUACUUCUUAUUUUAAAAUUAGCUACCUUACUUUAUAAAUAUUUUUCUCGGCCCCAAUCCCCUCAAAUUGAUCAACCGAUAGAAAUGUCGGAAAUUAGAAAUAAUUUAGAAGAAUUAAUACUCCGUAGCGACCCUCCCCGCCCUCCUACCUCUCAAUAA